Messenger RNA from Psilocybe cubensis, 813 nucleotides. RefSeq lists its product as uncharacterized. NCBI's taxonomy places the organism in Eukaryota, Fungi, Basidiomycota, Agaricomycetes, Agaricales, Agrocybaceae. The coding region runs from base 1 to 813 and encodes 270 amino acids. The record is from RefSeq and is a predicted model, not a curated record. The transcript is spliced from 3 exons.
AUGAUCGUUGAAGUUCCCGAAGGUGGUGACUCUAAAUCCAAGGCAGGAGAAGCAACUUCAGAACCGGAACCAGAAUUGAAAAAUGAAGCCCCACCACCCUACAUGGACCCCCAGGAAGGAACUAGCACCAUCCAAUCUUCGUCGAGGGCACUCCCUGAUAUCAAGCCUUCCAAUUUCGUCUGCUUGUCUCGACAAAAUGAUAGCAUCAAAGGCUCCUGGAUAAUUGACCCCACAAUGAUCAUUCCUUCUGCGUUUCUACCUUCUCUCACAGAUGGAGAGACUGAAGAGACGCGGGGUAACAUAUCACUCAUGUCAAGGAAUGGUUCAAUCCAGGCCGAGAUUUUUGUGCUACCCGGCACAAGCAAUGACGACUCGCGUCGAUUGACAAAUCGGAAGCAAACGAUCAUUCGGUCAUCCUCUGCCAAUGGGACAAUAACACUGAAAAUUCACGAGGUGGCAUCUAGAGGCAGUAGGCUGCCACUACAAAUCAAAGCCUUCUCUGCGAACGGGUCUUUAAAUAUCUAUAUUCCGCGAUCUUUUCAAGGUCCAGUCAGCGUGUCAUUACGCAAUGGGAGCCUCAGGUACUCGGAAUCUGUCAGAGGGCUGGUCACCCAAUUCUCGGAAUUGAAUGGCGCGCAAAGAAGCUUCAUAGGCGAUUUUGACGCUAAUGCUAUCAGAGACGCAGGCGAUUGGGCUGGUGACGCGAUAUGGCUGGAAUCAAGGAAUGGGAGUAUAAAGGUCUUCUUUGACGACGAGCUUGAUGAAACCCCGAGGCAGAAAUCGAGCUUUCUUGGGAAACUCUUUGGCUUUUAA